AUGGUAUCUGUUGGCCCUCACGAUAACAUUGGUUCGGAAAAGAAGCAUGUCCCACUGGACAUAGAACAGGAAUUGAAUCCUGAAGCUCAUACAGAUUCUCACUCCAGCUCAUAUGCCCGCGACGAUACUCUCCCCCAAAUGUCUGGAAAAUAUGAUGCUUUGAGGCAGAACAGAAGCUUGAUCAUCAAGCAGACCGAAAUUAUUGGCACUGCCUACAACAAAUGGUACUUACAAGCGAUUUUGCUAUUCAGUGCCUUUGUGUGCGGCUACGGCUAUGGACUGGACGGUAACAUCCGUUAUAUAUACACCGGUUACGCUACCUCUUCCUACAGUAAACAUUCCCUGUUGUCUACUAUUAACGUCAUCAAUGCAGUGGUCAGUGCCGCCUCACAAAUUAUCUACGCCAGGUUGUCCGAUGUAUUUGGUAGGCUAUACCUUUUCAUCAGUGCUGUUAUUUUAUAUGUCGUUGGUACUAUCAUCCAAUCCCAGGCUUAUGAUGUUCAGAGAUACGCUGCGGGUGCCAUUUUCUACAAUGCCGGCUAUGUGGGUGUCAUCUUGAUUCUUUUGAUUAUUCUGUCCGACUUUUCAUCUUUGAAAUGGAGACUGCUCUAUCAAUUUGCCCCCACUUGGCCCUUCAUCAUUAACACUUGGAUUGCUGGUAACAUUACUUCUAGGGCUAACCCUGUCGUGAACUGGUCUUGGGAUGUCGGGAUGUGGGCCUUCAUCUUCCCUCUGUCGUGCAUCCCAAUCGUGUUAUGCAUGUUACACAUGCAGUGGAGGGCCGGCAAGACUCCUGAAUGGCAGGAAUUGAAAGGACAAAAAUCAUACUAUCAAGAACACGGCCUCAUGAAAAUUCUAGAACAGUUGUUCUGGAAGUUGGAUGUCAUUGGCGUCCUCUUGAUGGGCUGUUCUCUGGGCUGUAUCUUGGUCCCGUUGACUUUGGCCGGUGGUGUCAAAACCACUUGGAAUGAUUCGAGGUUGAUCGGUCCCUUUGUUCUUGGCUUUGUAUUGAUUCCGAUCUUAUGGGUCUGGGAAUAUAGCUAUGCUAGAGAUCCAAUUCUUCCAUAUAAGCUGGUCAAAGAUAGGGGCGUCUGGUCUUCAAUGGGAAUAUCUUUCCUGAUUGAUUUCAUUUACUAUAUGGCUGCUGACUAUUUGUAUACGGUGAUGAUUGUUGCUGUCAAUGAAUCUAUCAAAUCAGCUACCAGAAUCUCCACAUUAUCUUCCUUUGUCUCUGUUGUGGCUUCUCCAUUUUUUGGUUUAUUGAUGACAAGAUGUACCAGGUUGAAACCGUUUAUCAUGUCCGGCUGUUCACUAUGGAUGUUAGCCAUGGGUCUAUUGUACCGUUUCAGAGGUGGCAGUGAAUCGCAUUCAGGUAUCAUUGGUGCAUUAUGUGUUUGGGGUGUGGGUACUACAUUAUUCACCUACCCAGUUACCGUCUCUGUGCAAUCUGCUGUGUCGCACGAAAACUUGGCCACAGUCACUGCUCUAAACUAUACCAUGUAUAGAAUCGGAUCUGCUGUUGGUUCUGCUGUUUCUGGUGCCAUCUGGACCCAGACUUUGUACAAACAAAUUUUAAAGCGAAUGGGUGAUGUGGCUUUAGCCGCGUCUGCUUAUGAUUCCCCGUAUGUUUUCAUUGAAACGUAUACUUGGGGCACUCCACAAAGAGUUGCUCUGAUGGGUGCUUAUAAAUAUGUUCAGAGACUGGAAACCAUUGUCGCUUUAGUAUUCUGCGUGCCAUUGAUUGCACUCUCCUUAUGCUUAAGAGAUCCCAGGCUAACCGAUACAGUUGCUGUAGAAAACAUUAAAGACGGCGAAUAUGUCGACACCAAGGACAGCGACCCCAUCUUGGAGUGGUUCGAAAAAAUCCCAUCGAAGUUUACUUCCAAACAGGAUUAA
Molecule: messenger RNA, 1896 nt
Organism: Saccharomyces kudriavzevii IFO 1802
Lineage: Eukaryota; Fungi; Ascomycota; Saccharomycetes; Saccharomycetales; Saccharomycetaceae
Gene: ARN1
Product: siderophore transporter
Exons: 1
Coding region: 1-1896 (631 amino acids)
Biological process (GO): intracellular iron ion homeostasis; transmembrane transport
Cellular component (GO): endosome; vacuolar membrane
Molecular function (GO): siderophore-iron transmembrane transporter activity
Source: RefSeq, a predicted model, not a curated record